Molecule: messenger RNA, 1332 nt
Organism: Auanema sp. JU1783
Lineage: Eukaryota; Metazoa; Nematoda; Chromadorea; Rhabditida; Rhabditidae
Source: the annotation of a GenBank genome assembly
AUGGAAUCUUCUGAUAAAUUUAUUUCUCUUAAUGAACAAGAAUAUAUUAUUGGUAAACAAAUAGAAGUAUGGUAUGGAGAUAUAUUGUCUAAAGUUGGGGAAGCCGAUAAGACCUUCAUUUAUGCCAAGAAUGAGCGAUCUGGUCAAAUGGGCACAGUCCACAACUCUCUUUUAUAUCCUGUGAUUGAUCGUAAUGAAAAUGAUGCUCUUCCUUAUUUCCAUCCAUACUUGCUUCCUAAAGCAUUGGACGCUUUGAAAUCGGGUGGCAAGGGAACGUUCCUGAUAAAAUCAUCAUCAACUGAAGAAACAGGGUAUUUCGUGUUGUUACUUAACAUUGGAAGUUGCCAAAUACAGCAAUUUUUAAUAAAAGCUGAGCCAUAUGGAUAUGUACUAUGCGGAAGACGUUUUCCAUCUAUCGGUCAUAUUAUCGAUAACUAUUGUAACCUAGGAUUAUACAGGGGGGUUAGUCUUUCACGUGGAGUUCUUUAUUCUGGUAGAUAUUUGCCACUCUCCCACAGUUCGAGUUGUUACUCUUUCAGUAGUUCAGAUAUGAAAACUAUCUCCCUUGAUUAUCAAAAUGUGGCAAGUGUAGAAAUUCUGUGGAAAUAUAUACGAUCUCAUAUAUGGAAAAAAGGCCGUUUGUUAGUGUGGAAAUUACAUAGCGACACGGAAACACUGUUCGAGAUAAAAGCCGUAAAAAACUUUGUCUUCAAGUCAUCGAAGUCUUGCAUAUAUCCAGUAGACGAUGCUAUAUUUGGUCGUUAUACUUCCGCAUUUGUAAAGAACUGCGACACUGGAAUAUUCUUGAAUUUCAAAACUAUUUUUGAUUUUGUUUACUGUAUCUGUACUUUUCGGUUUUCUAGUCCCUUAGCUCGAACUGCAUUACAUGUCUCGCUUCUUUCCUUAAAGGUUAAUAAGUUCAGAUCAAAUGAUUUGAAAACAAAUUUACUAUACUCUGCACAUUGCUGUGUUGAUAAUGUUCAGUUAUGGUCUUCGCAACCAAUUCCUCCAAUGAUCACUGGACGAAAAACUAAAGGAAAAGUCGUUUUCGACGAAUCUGUUUUAAUACCAUUUAUGCCUGAUUUUCAAACCAUCGAGUUAUCUGUGCUCUCGCAUUCUAAUUAUACGAAAGAAGGACAAGUUUUCCGUGCUUUCUCUUUGAAUGAAUCAUAUGAAGUUAUUGAAGACAGAAACGAAAUGCUCGAUUACCAUUUACAAAAACGAAAUGCUCGAUUACCAUUUACAAGUUCAUCGAGUGCCAGUGUUGGAAUCUUGUUGUUACGAAUCCUUCAACGAUUGGCUACUAAACUGUUCGUUGGAAUGUUUGUUUGA